CCGGACCCUGAAACAGCAAACACGAAAAUGGGGAAAAUGAGUUUCUAUGUGCUGUGGUCCCUUCGUGAUGCUCCCCGCCAGUUCAUCAGCAAAUCCAACCGACGGUGCUUCCAGGUGCACAUGCCGCUGCCUCUGCCCAAGCAGCUGGUCAUCUUUGGGCUUGGAGAGUGGAGAGGCGGCGACACGAGCACCGUCGCAGUGGAGGUUGUCGUCAGUGCAGAGGUCGAGGCCCAGAGAAUUGGGACUCUUUCUUCUCAGGCAAGGUGUCUGACUUGGGAGGGAGACUGGAACACAAACAUCGCCUCAGUGGCAGCAGAGAGAAGCAGGAAAGGAGUGUACGGCAAGAUUGUGCUCACAGUGUGUGGAGAGGACAUGACGAGUGUCUUCAGCAGCACUCCUCUAGUUCAAAGGAAAUGUCUGUUCCCGGAACAGCACGACGCGACCAACCUCUGCAGCACGUUAAUCCAAAAUACUGAAAAUGAGACGAUCACUCCCAACUCCUCGCAGUUGAGUGACAGUGUUUCCUUUGCUGAGAUCCAAGUGAACAAAAUUGACACCAGUUCUUCUGCUGUGGGAAAUAAACCCAGUGCUUGGCCCACGGACAAAACACCCAGGCGGACGGUCAUCAGUAAGAGAGGUCAUCUGACGUGGAGCUCUGAGGACAUGGACAGUCUCACCGAGGACAUCGACCUGGCUUCGACCCCCAAGAAAAAAAGGCUGUGCAGGAUGAACAGCGAGGAGGGAAUGAAGAGUGACAGCAGAGAAGUUGCAGCGUGUCCAUCGAAGCGCUGGAGCCACACGAUGUGUCUGAGUGACCCCAACACUGCUCUGCUCAUCGGCGGAGAGACAGCCGAUCAAAGCUACUGCAAGGAUUCUCUGUGGAAGCUGGAACUAGACGGCGAUUUCUGGUUCCCCAUGAACUCCUCUACCUCUGAACCUGGACCCCUGUGUGCCCGAGGACACUCCGCGUCCUACGACCCAAACUCCAAGUCGCUGUUUGUCUACGGCGGUCUGAGGGAAGGUCAGCGCUACAGCGAGAUCUACAUCCUCAGUACUCUGACCUGGAAGUGGAAGCUUGUCAAUGCAAAAGGGAGCAUACCAACUUUGGCAUAUCACUCUGCGGUGUUUUACAAGAAAGAGCUCUUUGUCUUCGGUGGUGUCCAGCCAGGACAUUCAUCAGGGGAUAAAUCCUGCAGCAACGCUCUGUACAUCUUUAACCCAGAGUUUGAACUCUGGUACAAACCCAUUGUGGAGGGAGACAGACCUCUGCCUCGGUUUGGGCAUUCGGCCACACUGCUCUCGCAAAGGCUGAUAAUAUUUGGCGGCCGGAAGACGGCGACCUACCUUAAUGAUCUCCAUGUUUUAGAUUUGGGAUUUAUGGAGUACACAGCUGUGAAGUGUGGGAACAUGCCUCCGCUGCCUCGAGGGUUUCAUGCAGCGCUGCCAGUUUCAGACAACAGGAUUUUAGUGAGUGGAGGCUGCAGUGCGAUUGGAGCCCUGCAGGAUGUGCACAUCUUCAACACAGACACCAGCACGUGGAGCUCAGUGGCGUCUCCCGCACUUUGCUCCAAACCCCGUGCGGGACACAGCAUGAUAAGUCUGGGCUGCUCCAUCCCGACUGACGGCGAGAAGCGUGAGCGGGGCGAAAGUGUCAAAGUCCACUGCGCGCUGCUGGUGUUCGGCGGGUCGGACUGCUCCGGCACCUUCUACAAUGACACAGUCAGGUGCACAGUGGAGGUUCCCGUUGGAAAGUGACGCGACGAUGCUGUGAUUUAGGACUUUGAAAAUGUAUCUUGAGUUGUUUCACUGUGUGUCUUUAUUUAUAUAUUUAAAAUGACUUUUCUGUUGCUUAGUUCAUCUCUUAUGUCUCUUUCACCGUCUACCUGAUUCAUAACUAUUCAUAUUCCCAGCAUAGGGCUCAUACUCUGAGUGACAGACACUUUGCCUAACAAAUCUCCUCAUCUGCAUGUUCUACACAUUACUUCAUGCUGUGAACUAGCAGCUGCUAAAAUGCGUUUUAUGAAUGCCGUGCAUUUCUGUCUAAUGCAGCUCUUCCUAUGAAAUCCCUUUUCCUCACUUAUGAGUGCAUAUAACAGUGUUAAUGUAUUAGUAAUUGCUUUAUAAAAUGUUAAUAAAUCUGUAUUAACCUCA
This is a messenger RNA of Solea senegalensis (Senegalese sole), 2151 nucleotides long. RefSeq lists its product as uncharacterized. The record is from RefSeq and is a predicted model, not a curated record. NCBI's taxonomy places the organism in Eukaryota, Metazoa, Chordata, Actinopteri, Pleuronectiformes, Soleidae. The transcript has 14 exons. Gene Ontology annotation, molecular function: protein binding. Bases 28 to 1755 code for a protein of 575 amino acids.